UUUGUUUUGCAGAUCCAGGCAAAUAACACGUACAAUGCUCAUACAACGACACUGUCCACUGACCGUUUAAUAGAAGACGAGGAGAGAGUGAUCAAUGGCAUGAAAGCGCUAGUUGAUGCCACCAUGAAUCCACCCAAAGCACCGUGUGAGACACGCGCAUACAUUCUCCAAAGAAGCAUGUCAGAGGUUAUCGAAUCUGCAUUUCGCGGGGCCGGAAUCUCAGAAGCCAUUGCCGGAGACGUACGGCGUAGUCCUCAGGUUCUUCGCCAUCACCGAAAAAGUGACAUAGAAAAGAUUUCAGCCAUGAUCAAGAUCAAUACUUAUGUUCAAGUGAAUGAAAGGACCCAGCCUCGCAUCUCCUUUAAGAGUUCAGGCCUCCUGAUCACAGAAACCUACAAAGACAGCGCGAGCAUUGCUGAAGGCAUAUUCGAGAUCAAAACCACAAAGCGCAAGAUUGCAAAUGGCAAGCCUGUGUCGUUGGAGUCUGUGAUAACCUUUACCGCCAGCCAAACUCAAUACAAAAGAUUCUGGCUGUCGAUGCAUCUCCUGCAAAUAUUUGGUCGUCAGGGCACAAGAGUCAUGCCAGCUACCAUCAUCAUGCACGGAAAGCUACCAUACGAUGACAAGGUAUUUGAAGCGAUAGUACAAGGGGACUAUUACAUGUUUACCAAUUUGAUCGAACAUAGAAGAGCCAGAAUCUGGGAUUGCGAUCCGGAGGGACGUGGUCUACUGGUUGUGAGUCGCACGAUGCCUUGCUGGUGA
This is a messenger RNA of Aureobasidium musti, 762 nucleotides long. The record is from the annotation of a GenBank genome assembly. NCBI's taxonomy places the organism in Eukaryota, Fungi, Ascomycota, Dothideomycetes, Dothideales, Saccotheciaceae.